AUGCUUCAGGUAUGGGCCAUCACAUACAACAGGGCCGACUUCCCCGAUGCCUUGUACGAGCGCGCCCUUCCUCUCGUCGACGAGCCAGUUCGCGCAAAGAUCCAGAAGUAUGUCCGCCGCGAGGAUGCCGUCCGCUCACUGAUCGGCAAUCUCCUUCCCCGCAUGCUCCUCAAGAGAAGGGGCGUAGCGCGGGACACCAUGCACUUCUCCGUCACGGAGACAAAUAAACCAUACGUUGCUGUCCCCGGCAUCGACCCCCCACUGGCGUACAACGUGACACAUGACGCCAGCAUCGUCGCCAUGGCCUUUGGCGCCGGAGACCUGCAGCCACCGGCGUUCACUAUAGGCGUCGAUGUCAUGUGCAUAAAGAAGGACGCCAGGAAGACACUCAAGGAGUUCGUUGACGAGGUCGACAGCCAGUUGACCAAGAAGGAGCUCGAAAUCAUACUUGAUCCCUCCAUUUCCGAAACUGAAGGGCUCACGCGUUUCUAUUGGAUUUGGACACUGAAGGAGGCCUACGUGAAAUCCCUCGGACUUGGCAUCGGUUUAUUCGAGAUCAAGAGAAUAGAAUACAAUGUGCCCGAGGAACAAGUGCUCGUGGACGGGAAGCCAGCCAACGGAUGGCAGUUUCGCAAGUUCAAGACACAAUAUCUGGGCGAAUCCUACGUUGGUGUUGCAUCCAAAUUCAUAGGAGGUAGAGCUACUACUAUUGAAGAAAUAGACGAAGGUUCCCUAGUAGUGUACGACGCCGCACCGUUCGUAGACCGUGCUGUAGAGGAGUUGGUAUAA
This is a messenger RNA of Coniophora puteana RWD-64-598 SS2, 789 nucleotides long. RefSeq lists its product as uncharacterized. Bases 1 to 789 code for a protein of 262 amino acids. Gene Ontology annotation, molecular function: holo-[acyl-carrier-protein] synthase activity; magnesium ion binding. The transcript has 5 exons. The record is from RefSeq and is a predicted model, not a curated record. NCBI's taxonomy places the organism in Eukaryota, Fungi, Basidiomycota, Agaricomycetes, Boletales, Coniophoraceae. Gene Ontology annotation, cellular component: cytosol.